UUGAGAUUGGGUAUCUAUCACUUGUUAUCUUCUUCUUCUUCUUUGUAUACUCUUCUCCUGUCCUAUGAAUAAGUUGAAAAUGGAAUUCAUUUUUGUGCUUUUCAUUUUCCUUCUCGCUUCCUCAUCUGUUAAUGGUGCUCCUUGUAACCGGCGUCUUUGUGUGCAUAAAAGCAAGGCUGCUUAUUUCCCUCUAUCUAAGCCUCUCAUUACCUCUGGAGCAUGUGGGUAUGGUUCUAUGGCAAAAGGUUUCAAUAAGGGAUACAUAGCAUCUGGAAUUUCUUCCCUGUUAGAAGAAAAGGGUGUUAACGUCUGCGGAUCCUGCAUACAUGUAACUUGCAAGAACGAGACACUGUGUAGAGGAAGAGGUACCAACGUGGUUCUAACUGACAGCAUCCAUCGCCAAACAAGACUUCGGAACGUAGGUACAGAUUUGAUUCUCAGCGACAGAGCUUUUAUUUCAAUGGCUGCUAAAGGUAAAGCCAGAGAACUCUUAGCACUCAGAUCUUAUGUCGAGGUGGAAUACGAGAGGAUACCUUGUGAAUACAAGAACCAGAAUGUGUCAAUAAGAGUAGAUGAAAGCAACAAUAAACGAGAUCGUUUCGUGCUUACAUUGCUCUACCAAGGUGGUCAAACAGGAAUCUUUUCAAUCUCGGUAAUGUACGCAGACACCAAUUCUAGUAGUGUGGAGCUAGGCAUGACCCAUAAAUAUGGUGCAGUAUGGGAAAUAAGAAGAAUUCUUGAAGGAAUCAGAAGAGUUCCUACCGGAGGUCGUCUAAGUUUUAAGCUUCUUGUAUAUAAAGGGCAUGAUUUACACGCAUAUCAGUCUUCCUCCAGACAUGUGCCUGCUAAUUGGAAAAUUGGAGAAAUUUAUGAUUUGGGUUUUCAGUUGAACGGCAUUAUAGAUGUGCGAAGUGGUUGUAAUUGUACCGGUUGAGAGCCACCGUAAAUCGUCUGUAUUCAUGUAUCAAAAUUUCUUCAUUUUUCUUUGGUCCAAUAUUUAAUUGAAUUUGUCCAGCUUCCAGUCUAGUACCCUGAAUUGAAUUGCCGUUGUUGACCAUUAAAAUAAAAAUUUACCCAAA
Messenger RNA from Papaver somniferum (opium poppy), 1079 nucleotides. Its product is annotated as expansin-like A1. The record is from RefSeq and is a predicted model, not a curated record. Bases 65 to 934 code for a protein of 289 amino acids. The transcript is spliced from 4 exons. Lineage: Eukaryota; Viridiplantae; Streptophyta; Magnoliopsida; Ranunculales; Papaveraceae.